AUGGUCGCCUUAUCAUUUUCCCUCGCCCCCGAGGCGCUGUACCAGCUGCACGAUGCACUGACGUGCCUUGCCAAGUUCCAUGAGACUGUAGCCAUUGAGGCCGAGUUCGACUUGCUUCGUCUGAGCGUGCUCAACUCUACCAAAACGGCAUAUUCCGCCUUUGUUUUUGAGGCGGACACCUUCUUUGAGUCCUACUCUUUUGAUCUGCCACGGGGCAGUAGAGCAUCUAGGACUGCCCGUCCCGAUAGAUUCUGCUUUCAACUGUACAUUAAAACACUGCUCUCGGUCUUCAAGGGGAGAACCAGAGACAAGGACACGGCAGUUGAACGUUGCGAAGUUGAGUUGCAUGAGCAUCCGGACCAAACUGAAUGCAGACUCGCCAUUAAGAUGAUUUGUGGACUUGGAGUCAUCAAGUCCUAUAAGCUCACUUAUGAACCAACUACGGUUAACCAUGCUGUCUUUGACAGAACGAAAACGACAAAUCAGUGGAGCAUAGAACCUAAAUUUCUAAGAGAGAUAACGGAUCAUUUCAGCCCCUCUGCAGAGCAGUUGGAUAUUUACUCUGAUAACGGCAAGGCUGUUUUCACUAGCUUCACUACGAAGAUUACCGAUGGAAAAGAAAUCCUCAAGAAGCCGGUACAUACAUCAGUGGCUAUUGACAAAAAGGACUUUGAAUAUUUCUUAGCAGAAGACAAUCUCCACAUUGCUAUCACCUUGAAAGACUUCAAGGCGGUAAUAGCACAUGCCGAGUCCGCACAUUCAACAAUCACAGCUCGAUACACACGCCCAACUCGGCCCUUGCAGCUUGCAUACGAUUUUGGGGGCGUGAAGACUGAAUUCACUCUGAUGACAACAGGGGACUCCGAGAGCGAUAUACCAGAUUCAUCUCAUGCACCAGAAUUAUCAGCAAGGCAGACGCCUGCUCCGGCUAAUGUCGGCCGAGCGAACGUUACUUCUAAUACGAGCCAUAUGCCUCCGCCCCGCGCGCGAUCUAUUCGUCCGCUCACCGGGACUCCGGGAGCUUCUGUUAGUGGCACAGGGACGAACACCGAAAGCCAGCGGCCGCCCGCUGCAUCCAUCCAGUUCGACAGCCUGUUCGUACCAGCAGAUGAUGAUAGGCAAUGGGAUGUACCGAACGACGAAGAGGAAGAAGCCGAGGACAGACUUGGAUGGGAUGCAACUGGCGAUCAGCAGACAUUCGACGAGGGUCUCGCCCCCCGCUUGCGAGAUAAUGAGCCCAGCAUGCCUCAACAAGACACAAGUCAUGAGGAAGAUAUGGGUUUACCCCCGACGCAACGUAUAUCACAGGUAAGAGGAAUCCGCUCCGCCACAACAACCAGGUUGACAUUCCGUAGGUUCAGGGUCUUGGUCUUUUCGACUGAGGGGAUUGAGUUCUUGCUCCAAGGACAUAUUGAUCGGAUGAAGGUCACCAGCCAUGGCCCGUCACUCAGGACCCGAAAUGGAGUAAACGGAUUCACCUCCUCUUCCUGCGAGACCAUCCGCAGGUCACGACAUGACAACCCAGCUAGUCGCGCAACCCGCCCAAACACCAACAACAUGGAACUCUCCUUCUGUAGGAAGAGGAAUCAAACCAUACCUCCCCUUCACAUUCCCCUGUUCAUCCGCAACAGGCCCACAAUUCCCAUGCUCGCCCCAGCCAAAUGCCACAACUAUCCCACCGCCAAGCAAAGCAAGAGCAUGCUCGCUUCCCACCGCCAGCUCCCUCGCUACCGGCAAAUCCACCGGUGGAAGCUGACCACGAUCAUUGCGCCCCCAAGCCAAAACAUCCCCAUCUCGUUGUACAUAAACACCAUGCCAACUAGCCCAGAUACCACGAUACGCCCCCAAGGCAAGGGGAGCAUCAGACAAAACAUUCCACCUAUUAUCCGCGGACCCCAAUAUCACAAACUCCCCCUUACUCCUAUCUCCCGUAACAACCGUAAACUCGCGCCCACAAACAGCACCCGUUGCCCGAAACGGCACCCCUUCAACCUUAACCGGCUCCCAAACAACCUUCUGCCACUUCGCCGCCUCCCCCAGCUGACUCUUCCUCGCCGCACCCCAUCCAUACACCGAGCCAUCCGACAACACAACAACCGUAUGUCCCAUCCCACUCGCAACGCACACAACUUCUGUCCCAGACGGUGGGAAAUCCUUAAUUACCACAGGCUCAAUAGCUCGCACCACCCCUUCCCCAAGCCCCAGCUCCCCCUUCGCCCCAGACCCAAGCACAAACACCCCACCUCCCUCAGCAGCAACAAGGAAAGUCCCCUCCCAGCACGCUGA
This is a messenger RNA of Aspergillus bombycis, 2286 nucleotides long. RefSeq names its product putative DNA repair protein rad9. The transcript is spliced from 6 exons. Gene Ontology annotation, biological process: DNA repair; mitotic intra-S DNA damage checkpoint signaling; cellular response to ionizing radiation. The record is from RefSeq and is a predicted model, not a curated record. Bases 1 to 2286 code for a protein of 761 amino acids. NCBI's taxonomy places the organism in Eukaryota, Fungi, Ascomycota, Eurotiomycetes, Eurotiales, Aspergillaceae. Gene Ontology annotation, cellular component: checkpoint clamp complex.